GCAUGAGCCCUGCUCGGCUCCGGCGCGUCUAUUAUGCUGCCGGGGCCGGCGAGCCAAAGAGGAGCCGGCCGCGCGGGCCGGGAGGGGACGGCCGCCGGAGCCGCCGAGGCCAAGCGUUGCCUGGUCGGGCCCAGAAAUGGCACGUCGCGCCUGGUCAGGGAGCACAGAAGACGGAGGGCCUCUCUGAGCCGUUGCCGUGACAGGAAGUGAGUGAGCUGCCAGAGGAUGUCCACCACCACGACCGUCGUCCCCGCGGGGAUCCCGGCGGCCCCGGGCCCUGUGAACCCGCCCCCCCCAGAGGUCUCCAAUCCCAGCAAGCCUGGCCGCAAGACCAACCAGCUGCAGUACAUGCAGAACGUGGUGGUGAAGACGCUCUGGAAACACCAGUUCGCCUGGCCCUUCUACCAGCCUGUGGACGCAAUCAAGCUGAACCUGCCGGAUUAUCAUAAAAUAAUAAAAAACCCAAUGGAUAUGGGGACAAUUAAGAAGAGAUUAGAAAACAAUUAUUAUUGGAGUGCGAGUGAAUGUAUGCAGGACUUCAACACCAUGUUUACAAACUGUUACAUUUAUAACAAGCCCACAGAUGACAUAGUGCUAAUGGCCCAAGCCUUAGAGAAAAUUUUUCUGCAGAAGGUGGCCCAGAUGCCCCAGGAAGAAGUUGAAUUAUUACCCCCUGCUCCUAAGGGCAAAGGCCGGAAACCAGCUGCAGGAACCCAGAGUGCAGGUACGCAGCAAGUAGCGGCCGUGUCCUCUGUCUCCCCGGCGACCCCCUUUCAGAAUGUGCCCCCUACCGUCUCCCAGACGCCUGUCAUUGCUGCCACCCCCGUUCCAACCAUCACUGCAAAUGUCACGUCGGUGCCCGUCCCCCCAGCAGCCGCCCCACCUCCACCCGCGACACCCAUCGUCCCUGUGGUCCCUCCCACGCCACCCGUCGUCAAGAAAAAGGGCGUGAAGCGGAAAGCAGACACCACCACUCCCACGACCUCCGCCAUCACCGCGAGCCGGAGCGAGUCGCCCCCGCCUCUGUCCGACCCCAAGCAGGCCAAGGUGGUGGCCCGGCGGGAGAGUGGGGGCCGCCCCAUCAAGCCCCCCAAGAAGGACUUGGAGGACAGCGAGGUGCCCCAGCACGCGGGCAAGAAGGGCAAGCUGUCGGAGCAGCUGCGGCACUGCGACAGCAUCCUCAGGGAGAUGCUGUCCAAGAAGCACGCCGCCUACGCCUGGCCCUUCUACAAGCCGGUGGACGCCGAGGCCCUGGAGCUGCACGACUACCAUGACAUCAUCAAACACCCCAUGGACCUCAGCACCGUCAAAAGGAAGAUGGACAGCCGCGAGUACCCAGACGCACAGGGCUUCGCUGCCGACAUCCGGUUAAUGUUCUCGAACUGUUACAAGUACAACCCUCCAGACCACGAGGUGGUGGCCAUGGCCAGGAAGCUGCAGGACGUGUUUGAGAUGAGGUUUGCCAAGAUGCCAGAUGAGCCGGUGGAGGCACCUGCACUGCCGGCCCCCGCGGCCCCCGCGGUGAGCAAGGGCGCCGAGAGCAGCCGCAGCAGCGAGGAGAGCUCGUCGGACUCGGGCAGCUCGGACUCGGAGGAGGAGCGGGCCACCAGGCUGGCGGAGCUGCAGGAGCAGCUGAAGGCCGUGCACGAGCAGCUGGCCGCCCUGUCUCAGGCCCCGGUGAACAAACCAAAGAAGAAGAAGGAGAAGAAGGAGAAGGAGAAGAAGAAGAAAGACAAGGAUAAGGAGAAGGAGAAGCACAAGGCCAAGUCCGAGGAGGAGAAGAAGGCCAAGGUGGCCCCGCCCACCAAGCAGGCCCAGCAGAAGAAGGCUCCCGCCAAGAAGGCCAGCAGCACGACCGCGGCCAGCAGACAGCUGAAGAAAGGCGGCAGGCAGGCGUCUGCGUCCUACGACUCAGAGGAGGAGGAGGAGGGCCUGCCCAUGAGCUACGACGAGAAGCGCCAGCUCAGCCUGGACAUCAACCGGCUGCCCGGGGAGAAGCUGGGCCGCGUGGUGCACAUCAUCCAGUCGCGGGAGCCCUCGCUCAGGGACUCCAAUCCCGAUGAGAUUGAGAUUGACUUUGAGACUCUGAAACCCACCACCUUGCGGGAACUGGAGAGAUAUGUCAAGUCUUGUUUACAGAAAAAGCAAAGGAAACCGUUCUCAGCAAGCGGGAAGAAGCAGGCGGCCAAGUCCAAGGAGGAACUUGCGCAGGAGAAGAAGAAGGAGCUGGAGAAGCGUCUGCAGGACGUCAGCGGGCAGCUGAGCAGCAGCAAGAAGCCUGCGCGGAAAGAGAAAGGCGGCUCCGCGCCCGCGGGGGGCCCGUCCAGGCUCAGCAGCAGCAGCUCCUCCGAGUCGGGCAGUAGCAGCUCCAGCGGGUCCAGUUCCGACAGCAGCGACUCGGAGUAGACGCUGGACCAGAACAGAACAAACGAUGUCGCACACGCCGAAACUCUGCAGUGUCCCCUCCUAUGGUUAAUAUACUACUUUUGUUCCAUGGUGUGCAGGUCUUCUUUUUAACUCAGUGUUACGAUAUCUCCCAGUUCUGCUUUCGUAGGUCAGAGAUCUGUCCCGUGUGUGCGUUAGGCGUGAUGAGAAGGUGUGAACUCUGCGUAAAGUCCCUUUGUCAUAACCGAAUCCGAGCGCUCGGAGACAACUUCAGAUGUGAGCCCGGUGGCCAUAGAAAGCCGCGAGAGAGAUGAUCUGAAUGGCCUUGCGAGAAUCCCUUUUGUGUGCCCAGCCUGGUCAGUGGCUCCAGAAGGAAUGUCACGGAAGUUUCUCUGCAGUGGGUACCAUAUUGAAGGCUGUUACCUUUGCAAACAGGUGUUGUCUUUCUCAUCUGGGCCUCAGGCUCCGGCCCUCGUGUCUGACGCGGCUGCCUCUUCCUGCAGGGGCUGAGGACAUCAGUGCCUGCUCAUGGGAACCGGGCUGGGCCCAAGUGAAGGGUCAUCGUGGCCCAGCCCAGAGCACGGAGCUCGUGGGGCGGGAACGGCGGGGGGGCCUGUGCAGGGAGGGAUGUUGCGUCCUCUGAGCGUGGUGACGUCAGGCCCUCCCGGGAGGGGACACGGCUGCUGCGUGUGCACCGUGCAGGUUUCCAUACACUGAAGCUUUUACCUCAACUUAAAAAAAAAGAAGAAAAGAUUAAAAAACAAACAAACAAAAGGAGACUUUUUUGUAAGGUUCAGCAAUUUUCUACGAGAGCCCAGCCCAGCGUGUGUCCCGGACCUGCUAGCGUGCCCCUGCUGCUGCACACUCUGGAACCGUUUCCUCCAUUUUAUGUAAAUAUAAAUACUUUAUUUAUUAACACCAUUGGUCAUUUUUUUUUUAAAAAAAAAAAGAAAAACAAAAUCGCAGAAGAAAUGCAUUAAAAAAAUAGCAGAGAUGCAGGGCUUUGGAACAGUGAGAAGGAGACCCGGUUCUGCCGGACGGCGGCCCUCCCCCUCCAGGUGCUAGUUUCUGUGGCCCGUGCGGUGCUCACGGCUGCGUGCACGCUCUCUUCCCCGGUUGGUUGAGUUUUCUGGUUUUUUCCUUUUCGUUUUGUGUGACAUUGGAGACUUACAGGUAUAGACGACUUUCAGCUGCAGCAUAUUCUAAUUUUUUAUUUUGUUUGUUUCGUUGUUUUGUAUCCACUUCUGGUCUCUUUAGGACUGUUUUAAAAGAAAUCAAUUUAGGGAACCCCAGUUAUAUAAUAUAAACUUUGUAAUCUGAGAGAAAUGUAUAGUAAAUUUAAGUCUUGAUUUUUAACUUUCUAUUGUAAAAAAUAAUAAUAAUAUACAGAGUUUAACAGAAGGUUACGUUUUGGUUUUGUGUUUCCGGAGGCUGCCGUGUGGCCUGUGUGCGCAGGGACGCCCCAGAUUGCCCAGCCGAGCCCUGAGCCUCUCGGCUCAGCCCGGAAGGCAGGGCCAGCCCGGGCCUGCGGGUGGGGUCUUGCUCCCAGCCCCCAGGGGCCUGGCCUGGCUGCUCUGCAGGUGGAGUGGUGUCUGGCCCCGGGAGGUCCCCUCCUGGAGGUUGCACCACGCUCCCUGCUCGGGCCUUGUCACAGCCCAGAGAUGACAGAAGCCAGGCGUCCUCCCAGCCUCCCUCUGAGAGGACCCUGGAGGGGGGUGCUGGGCGUGGAGCUGUGCGGUGGUCUGCCCUUUGGUGGCCAGCACUUCUGGAUGGAUGUAGGGACUAGUCAGUAACCUGACGCAUGGCAAUUUGUAGAAAUCAUAAAACCGAUUCCGAUCGCACCAGCCCUCACGGAUGUCCCCACAGUGGAUACAGAGCUCUGAGGGGGGAACGGGAGGCAGAUUAGCUUUUCUAAUUGCCGGUGAUUCUGGCACUUGGUGAGUUUUCAGCCAGUUUGUUAAACUUUCAUUAAGUUUUGUUUAUAAUAAAAAUAUGAAUGGAUUUUAAAGUUUCCAUUUUUUAAAGUUACCCUUGUUUUUCAAAGGUAUUUUCUAAAUAGAUCUUUAAUGGAAUAUUUAAACUAUGAGUUUAAGGAACUAACACACGACAACUGAUGGGUCUUCAUGCAGGAUCUGACUGGUCACGCGCCGCAGUGCACGUCUGGGUGGUGCACGGACCCUGAGGUGGGGGUGCCGGGGUGUGGGGUGCUCCUGCAGCUCGCCCCUCCAGCUGCAGGGGAGCGAGGUGUCACCUGUGCGAGCUGCUGGGCGGGGAGGUGGCUGGCCCUGGCCUGGGCGUGUUCCUGCCCGCUGGUUCUCUGCCACGGUGGAGUCCCGCCCACCUCCCCUCCUGCCACUCAGACGGCAGCGCUGGCCUGGCAGCCUCCGAGGGCGCACAGAGCAGCUGUAGUCCAUUGGUGCUGUAACUUUUUUAAGGCUUUCUGUCCAGACUUCAAAACUGAUUUCUCUGCAGAGGUGUGGAGGAUCGAUGAUGUCCUCGCACCCUGGAUGUCGGGCUGCAGUGACUGCCAUUUCCACAUCUUCCGUGUUGGGAAGAUGCAGCUGUUCAGUUAGGUCAUCCCAGCACUGAGAACUGUAGGCAGCUUUCCACGUGCUUUCUCAAGGGGAAGGAACGGGCGGGUCGUGCGCAGGCCGGUCGUAUGCAGGAGUGGAGCCCAGUGCUCUGAGCGGCCCCUGGAGGCCGAGGGGCAGCUUGGGCGCUGAGGGAACCCCAGAGACCCCGCCCCACGCCGGGCAGGGUCACCUUGCUUACAGACUGUAGGACACGUUUUCUUUUGUGUUUGUGUUUGUUUUUGUUCUUUUGCAGCACUCAUGCCUUUUACAGUCUUUUGGGGAAAAACAACACCCACGUAAACAAUGUGUCACAUCCAGUUUAGCGCUGUCCCUUAAUACUGGCGUAACACUUCCAGGAAGUUUUUCUUUUUUAUAUUUAAAAUGUUGCUUUUCUGUAUGAUGUGCAUGCAAGUUUACCGUAACUUUUCUUAAACUUUUUAGUGCCGUUUCUAGUAUAUUCCUGUAAAUGUCAGUUACUGAAAAUGAGUCCAAUGUAAGUAGUUUUAGCUUGUUUAUUGCAAUGCUGGCCUCAACACAACAGAAUAAAAAUGGUAGAAAGUA
Molecule: messenger RNA, 5519 nt
Organism: Lemur catta (Ring-tailed lemur)
Lineage: Eukaryota; Metazoa; Chordata; Mammalia; Primates; Lemuridae
Gene: BRD3
Product: bromodomain containing 3
Biological process (GO): chromatin remodeling; regulation of DNA-templated transcription
Cellular component (GO): chromatin; nucleus
Source: RefSeq, a predicted model, not a curated record